This is a messenger RNA of Colletotrichum truncatum, 651 nucleotides long. The record is from RefSeq and is a predicted model, not a curated record. Lineage: Eukaryota; Fungi; Ascomycota; Sordariomycetes; Glomerellales; Glomerellaceae.
AUGUCGUUUGGACGAGGAGCUCCGCGCGGUCGCGGCGGUGGUGGCUUUGGCGGCCGUGGAGGCGGAGGCAACCUAGGCCGAGGUGGAUUCCAGCAAAGGGAUAUGGGCCCGCCCGCCACGAUUCUUGAAAUGGGCAAAUUCAUGCAUGCGUGCGAGGGCGAGAUGGUCUGCGAGAGCAUCAACCCUAAGGUUCCUCACUUCAACGCCCAGAUCUUCCUCGAAAACAAGACUGCCGUCGGCAAAGUUGACGAGGUGCUUGGCCCUAUCAACCAGGUUUACUUCACCAUUAAACCCUCGGAGGGAAUUCAGGCCACAUCGUUCAAAGAGGGCGACAAGUUUUACAUUGGGUCCGAAAAGCUUCUUCCGCUGGACAAGUUCCUUCCCAAGCCCAAGCCACCCCCGGGUGCACCAAAGGUGAAGCGAGCAGGCCGUGGCGGUGGACCGGGUGGCAGAGGUGGCCGCGGCGGUGCUGGUUUUGGUGGCCGUGGAGGCGGCAGAGGACGUGGAGGCCCGGCAAGAGGUGGCCGCGGUGGUAGUGGCUUUGGCGGUCGUGGAGGCGGCGGCGGCUUUGGCGGCAGAGGCGGAACGCCGAGAGGAGGUGGUGGGUUCAGCGGCGGACGUGGACGCGGAGGCUUCAGCAGAGGAUGGUAA